Molecule: messenger RNA, 2607 nt
Organism: Microbotryum saponariae
Lineage: Eukaryota; Fungi; Basidiomycota; Microbotryomycetes; Microbotryales; Microbotryaceae
Source: the annotation of a GenBank genome assembly
AUGGGCAUGAUGAUGUCUGAAAAGUCGACUUCAUCCUUACCACCGUCACCCCCGCUGAUCUCAACUCGACACGGCUCGCCCCCCUUGCAACCGCCGCGCAGCCCUUUGUUGAUCCCUGGCUCGCCCGGGUUCCCGCAUCAAGCGCAUUCCUACACGAGCUCGCCCGACAUGGACGAGUCGUCACGGCCACUAUUGUCCCGCGUGUCCUUCUCCUCGCCAACCUCACCGACAUCUGCGACCACCUCGGUGCACCUGCCCCGGUUGCCGUCGCGGCGGCGAUGGCCGGUGUUGAUGGUGCUGCUGGUGCUGAUCGUGUGCGGCGUUUGGUUGCAGCGCGACGGAACCGCCUCCGUUUCGCUACGACACGCCAAGACGGGUCUCAAACACCUCGGCAACAAGCUCAACGACAUGUCUGUCGUCAGCCCGUGGUCAGGUGCAGGCGCAGGGGGAGGCACAGAAGCGAUCGCGGCCGACGACGCCGAUUGGGACGACACGACCCAGGCCGACAUGACCAACCCCGCCUCCUCUCCGUCGAGGCCAACCGAGCCCGAACAACUCGAGGCCGUGGCCGAGCCCGAUAUGGAGCCGGAGCCAGAGGAACCGUCAACGUCAGAGACGCUCGAUGACGAUGGGGCAGAUCGGUCACAGGGCCUCGACAUGCCCUUGGACGUCGAUACAGGGAACAAGCAGUCUCAGGCGGACGAGACCACAGUCACGGGGAGCCAAAAGGAGAUCGAGGCGAAGGGAGAGGCCGCUGCGAACGAUGAGGACGCGUCGGAAGCAGCGCGUAUCACACCCUCGGCAGGCAACGAUUCUAAUGCUAAUGACACCGAGGCGAUGGAGCAGGCCGAGGAAGAGAUGGAGGAGGAGGACACCACCCUCAGCCAGCAUAAGCUCGAAUCACUGGUCCACGGGCGCAUACUCAACGUCAGGCCGUACCCGCGCGACCCGCCCAGAGACCCCAAAAUCGCCGCCACAAAACGCUACCUCGCCUUUGACAAUCAUUCCGGAUUCCAUAAUCGUAAGGGAACGAAUCUCGCGACACGCUGUCGCACCUCAUGCCGAACGCGGGCAGACGCGUCUCAGGUAGAGAGAAGCUGACUCAUUCGCCCGUUAAUCUUUCCACAGAGCGCAAAUCUCUCGUCAAUGCGCUCAUGCUCGCCAAAAUGCUGAAUCGAACGCUGUUGUUGCCUCCCGUCCGACUCGGCCGAGCACUCGCGUGGGGCCCUGAUGUAUGGCGCCGCAUCUUGUACGACGAAGAAUGCAAGGCCGGACUCCCCAAUCCCGACGCUGUGCAUAACCCCUGCAAGCAGGAAGAUUCGGACAAAUGGACCUACGUCGCAUGGUCGUAUCUUAUCCAACCAGGCUUGGUCAAAGACCGCGACAUCGUCGACCGCUGGAAUUCGUCCAUGAAAUGGGUCUUCCUGCCCUCCGAAGAAGGCGGCUUGGGCUUGACCGAAUCGGACGUGUACACCUUUGCCGACCCCGUUCGAAGAUCAUGGCAAUUCUACGACGAUAGCAAGACGCCGACCAACCUUGGACCGUUCGCGACUCGGGUGAACCUCGAGGAGCUCUUGACGGGGCCCAUGAGCGAGUAUCGCAUGAUCAAGUUCGGCAGCUUAUUCGGUGGUGGACGCAUGGUCACGACCAAACCCGAGAACGUGGCCGAUCGCAAAACCAUCGAUAGUGCGAUGAUCCUGCAGCAACCUGUUUUGGAUUUGAUCGCCGACAAGGUUCGCGAUCGACUCGGCUCCUAUUCGGCGGUUCACUUGCGCGUCGGAGAUGGAUUUUUCCUCGUGAGCCUCACUCCCGUUUCGAUGAACACUCCCACAUCCGGGUCUUAAGCUGACUUGCUCUACGUGUCGUCUUUCACAGCAAAAUAAAAUCAACAGCAUGGCGGGUGUCUUCCGGAAAGCCGUCAAGGGCAUGUUUAGGUUGCCACAAGUCGUCAUCACGGCUCUGCUCGACGAGACCGAAGAACGACAAAAGGCUUUGGCCGAAAGCAGCAAAACUGACAAGAAUGGCAAACAGGUGCAUACGAAACGCUCACUACCCGACAUCUACGCAUGGCACGGCCUCGCCGAAGAGGACGACGACGGGGACGAACCCUUCGAGAUCGAAGAGGCGUUCGUGCUUCCCCCUCCGAAACGAAGUCGGCGGUCGAAGCGUUCCUCGGCACGGCUGACGAAGCGGGCGCCCAUGUCAUCGACGCUCACUUGUCGCAAGCCUUUACACACCGAAAAACAUCUGCUCGCUCUCAACAGUCCCCUCUACAUCGCGACCGAUUCUCGAAACCCUCUCGACGACCCCGCCCUGCUCCCUUUCUUCGACCAUUUCCCUUGCGCUUUCCUCCUCAACGAUUUCGCCGCCGUCAGCAAAUACAACUCUGAACCCGUCGAGGAACUCGUUCACCUUGUGGAGGGUAGACUCAAGAGCGAAUGGGACGGUCAAAACCUCGCGCGAUACUUCUUUGGUUUCUUGGAAGCCGAGAUCGCGGCGAGGGCCACCAAGGUCGUUGGGACACCUGGUUCGACGUUCAGUGGGUACACUAGCGGAAUCCUGCACAAGACCUACGUGGCACAUGGGCUUACGUCGCCGGCGGCGUGA